This is a messenger RNA of Ostertagia ostertagi, 1692 nucleotides long. The record is from the annotation of a GenBank genome assembly. NCBI's taxonomy places the organism in Eukaryota, Metazoa, Nematoda, Chromadorea, Rhabditida, Trichostrongylidae.
AUGAAGACAUUGGCCCGUUAUGCACUUCUGGGUAUUGGUAUAUUGUUGUAUGGAUGGUUGUUCCAUAGUGAUUUCUCUGAAAAAGACUUAGAAGAAGAAGAUGCUCCGUUGUCGCUUCAAGGAAGCUUGGAGUUUGAAGAUGAACCCAUCAUCGAGGAAGGGCCAGCAGAAUGUUCAAUGCAUUCAUGCUUUGAUUACACCAAGUGUACUUCUAAACUGAAGGUUUACGUUUACCCCGAUGUCGAUGAGUUGCCGCCGUCGGAAGUUUAUCGGAAGAUUCUCACUGCGGUUCGGGAAAGCCAAUACUUCGUUUCUGAUCCUAAGGAUGCGUGCCUAUUUAUUGUUAGUGUGGAUACGAUUGAUAGAGAUAAAAUUAGCGAGAAUUACGUACGAGACGUUGAUCGUUACAUAAGUAAUCUUCCUAAUGAAGUAUGGAACGACGGUGUCAACCACAUUAUUUUUAAUUUGUACCAUGGUACGUUUCCUGAUUACUCGGACCACAAUCUGGGCUUUGCGACCAAGAAAGCUAUGAUUGCUCGUGCCUCUCCUAGCUUGCAGAAUUACCGCUUCGAUUUCGAUGUCUCCUUUCCUCUGUUUCACAAAGAGCAUCCAUUACGUAGCGCUUUCGAGCAAGAUGUUUCAUUCAAGACACGAGACCAAUACAUAGUGUCGUUCAAAGGCAAGCGGUACGUGUACGGCAUCGGUUCGGAGACUCGAGAUUCGUUACAUCAUUUGCAUAACGGUGAAACAGUAGCAAUGGUGACAACUUGUCGACAUAACAAUGACUGGAAGGCCCAUCAAGAUGCAAGAUGUGAAAGCGAUAACGAAGCAUAUGACAAGUGGGAUUACGAAAUGAUGAUGGCAAAUUCGACUUUCUGUCUGACACCUCGUGGAAGGCGUCUGGGAUCGUUCAGGUUUCUCGAAGCCUUGCGAUUAGGAUGUAUACCUGUUGUACUGUCGGAUGACUGGGUUCUACCUUUCGAUGAAAUUAUUGACUGGUCUGCCGCCGCUGUCAUUGUCCCCGAAGACAAUGUGCUUUUAGUUCCUGAUAUCUUGCACACAUAUACGCCUGAACGAAUUUUCCAAAUGAAACAGCGUGGAUUCUUCAUUUACUACCGAUAUUUCAGCAGCGUUGAGAAGAUUGCCAUAACGGCCUUAGAGAUCGUAUGGGAGAGAAUUCGAUUGUCCGAAGGUCUGGAUCAUAGAAAUUGGAACCAUUUUCACCUUCAUACUCCAUCUGCUUUGCGAGAAGUUACCCUUGUCAUCAAAGCAGCAGAAAAGCCUUCGUCUCGUUUGCAGAAAACAGUAUCAACUGUGGCUGCUUUGGAUGGCCUAGCCAAGGUUGUCGUUUUGUGGCCACGAAAGCGCGGAGUUCCUCCUAUAGGGGCAGACUUCGGAGUGAAGACUGCCCUAGUGUUUAUCGAAGUUUUUGAUCCGUGGCAGAAAGGCCAAAUCACAGUGGGACGAGUCUACAUGUGUAUUUUUCACUUGUGGUAUUUAGCAGUAUUUGGCAGCGAGUACCUGAGUGAGGAUAUUUCUCCUAUUCCUUCGGUUCUCUGGAGUGAUUGCUUGCCUGCUGUGCUCAAUGUCGUGAUUACUGAACGAUCUAUGUUACCACCUAUAGUUAUUGGUGAGCGGGGAUCGGAAUCCUGGAUGAGGAGUUUGAAGCUGGUGAGCAGAUGGCCUGUCAAA